UCGAGCGCUGCCGUUUGCUGGCAGUUUUACGCGAGGAACUCCCGAACUACUUCGGCAACCCGUUAUAACGGUCGACAUGGCGACCGAGGAAAUUAUCAACCGUUUUCUUAAGGAAAGACGAAGAUAGUCGAUACUCAGUGAGUAUGAACGGGUUUCAGGUAUUACACCAUGUGAUGAUCACCCGGGACGUGUGAACUUAUUUAAGAACUCCUGUGUUCAGAAGAUUUUUUGAUUCCAGUGGAAUCUUUCAUUCCCCCCUCCAUCUAUUAUUUCCUUUUUUGUUAAAUGACACACCACCCAGUCACACACGCACCCAGAAGAAGCCCCCCCACCCUCGUUUACAUGUAGAACAACCCUGCUACCAUGCCUGUACAAGCCCCACAAUGGACAGAGUUUUUGCUGUGUCCGAUAUGCACCCAGACGUUCGAGGAGACGGUGCGUCGGCCCAUCAGUCUGGGCUGUGGCCACACCGUUUGCAAGAUGUGCCUCAACAAGCUGCACCGCAAGGCCUGCCCCUUUGACCAGACGGCCAUCAAUACUGACAUUGAACAGCUGCCCGUCAACUCAGCCCUGCUACAGCUGGUCGGGGGUCAGGUUCCGAAACAGCAACCGGUGGCGCUUAUUACGUGUCCAGAGGACACAAAGCAUUAUGAUGAGGCACGACAGUGUGUUGAGGAGCUGGCCCUCUACCUCAAACCCCUCAGCAGUGCACGAGGAGUGGGGUUGAGUAAUGCUGCUCAGAGCAUGCUAAGCCGGCCCAUGCAGAGGAAGCUGGUGACUCUGGUGCACUGUCAGCUGGUGGAGGAGGAAGGACGGGUCAGGGCCAUGCGGGCAGCUCGAUCUCUGGGUGAAAGAACUGUUACAGAGCUCAUUCUGCAGCACCAAAACCCCCAGCAGCUCUCAUCCAACCUGUGGGCAGCUGUGAGAGCCAGAGGCUGCCAGUUUCUGGGUCCUGCCAUGCAGGAGGAGGCGCUAAAGCUGGUGUUGUUGGCCUUGGAAGACGGAUCCGCUCUUUCCAGGAAGGUCCUGGUUCUUUUUGUGGUCCAGAGACUGGAACCGAGAUUUCCUCAGGCCUCCAAAACCAGUAUUGGACAUGUAGUUCAGCUCCUCUACCGUGCCUCUUGCUUUAAGGUGACUAAGCGAGAUGAGGAUUCAUCGCUAAUGCAGUUAAAAGAGGAGUUCCGCACGUAUGAGGCACUUCGGCGGGAACACGACUCUCAGAUUGUUCAAAUCGCAAUGGAGGGAGGGCUUCGCAUUGCCCCCGAUCAGUGGUCGUCUCUGCUUUAUGGAGACCAGUCUCAUAAAUCUCACAUGCAGUCCAUCAUUGACAAGUUGCAGACCCCAGCAUCGUUUGCUCAGAGCGUGCAGGAGCUGACCAUCGCCCUGCAGAGGACGGGUGACCCAGCCAAUCUCAACCGGCUAAGACCUCAUCUUGAGUUGCUCGCUAACAUCGAUCCCAGUCCAGAUGCUCCUCCUCCUACCUGGGAGCAGCUUGAGAAGGGGCUUGUGGCGGUAAAGACGGUGGUGCAUGGCCUUGUGGACUUCAUCCAAAACCACAGCAAGAAGGGUGCAGACACUCAACAGCCCCCACAGCACAGCAAAUACAAGACAUACAUGUGCAGAGACAUGAAGCAGAAAGGAGGCUGUCCCAGAGGAGCUAGCUGCACUUUCGCCCACUCUCAGGAGGAGCUGGAAAAGUACCGUAAAAUGAACAAACGUCUUGCUGCGCGAGUGCCCUGCACCCCUGGUCUGCUUCCUGACGACGUGAUCCCACUGGAGCCAACCCGGAAGGGCUCUGGCAUUACCAAUGGUCUUCCCCAGCUCAUCCCCAGAGGCACAGACUCUUCCACGUAUGACCUCUUACUCAAGCCCAAAAUGGAUGGCCCUAGUCUGAGUGCUCCUGGGUCACCACCGGACUCUUUGGAUAAACCUGGCUUGUCCCUGACACCCCACCCUGUGCCUCAUCCCAGAACGGAGCACUUAACCAUGCCCAAGCAGGGGGCAGUCGUGCCCAGAGGUACACCGCAGAUGUAUCCGCAGCAGCAGCCUGAGCUCUUCUAUCCAGAGCCCGCCAGACCUCCUCCCUCAGGUUCUCAGUAUGAUGCUCAGUACCCAGCAGGCAAUCCUUACACGUACCAACCUCCACAAUACGUUCCUCACCGAUACAUCCGUAAUCCACCUCCAGGCGAGUCAGCAGUGCCACCUUACCCAGAGCCCUACCCAGGUUACGGCCCAGAAAGCCAAUAUCAGGGCCACCACUCCGGUCCCUCUUUCUCAACACACACCUAUGCACCGCCCUCCCAUUACAGUCGCAGACACUAUCCCGCACCCCCACCCCCAUUCGCCCCUCCCAGAGAUGACUUGGUCAGGAUGAGCCCGGUUCCUUUGGAUCUUCCCCCAGCUGCUAUGCCUCCUCCAGCAGGGCCCGCAGGUUCUCUGUACCACACUCAAGAGGCAUCAUCCAGAGACCGAUACGCACCGGACGGGUACUAUCCUGCUGGACCGCACCACAGCCAAAUGAGGUCUCACAUAAGAGACCCGUAUCGCUCUCAGCCCAGUCUGGAUGACUUGCAUCGCCGACGUAAGGAGCUGCUCGUCCAGCUAGAGGAGAGGAAAGUCAUCUCUCCUCCGCCCUUCGCUGCCUCCCCGACUCUCCCCACACACCCGUUCCCCCACGACUACCCUCAGGAGUAUCUGGAGGAUGGCUCUAAGGUCUUUGGAAGUCGAGAGCCAGAUUAUGCUGGGCAGUAUUCCCCCUGGUCAUGUGACACCAUAGGAUCAUACAUCGGUUCCAAGGACGCUAAACCAAAAGAUGUCAGUAGUGCUGUGGAGAUGAUGACUGCAGAGGGAAAAGUUUUGCGUGAGCCUGCGCUGGACACUCAGCGGCGCUCUGCAGAAGCCAAAGACGACGAUCCCAUCAUUCCCUUUGGUCCUCUGCCCACUGUGUCUCCAUUUGGUGCCAUUUCGCGUACCUCUAAAACGGGUUACCAGACCACUGGGCCUGUGCAGGCCAUAGCAUCCUCACAGGCCUCAGGGCCCAAACACAUGACGAUGACAGCAGACUAUCCAUAUGGAAACCACAGCGGAUGGGGUGGAGCAUCGUACCCUCAGCACCAGAGCAUCAACUCUCAGGGACACUUCAGCGAGCGUUUGCCUGUGUCUGGCCCGGACCGCGAGCAGCUCAAGAUUGAGCUCCAGCAAGUGAACCAACAGAUCAGUCAGCAGACCCGCGGCAUGGAGGCUGCCAGUAACUCCAUGCUCCUUCAGAGGGAAGCGUGUGCGAUGGCGGCUCAACCCUCCGCGGGGGUCAAGUGGUCUUCAGGAACCGCAGUGUCUAGUGAGCAGCUCAGCCGAGAGCUCGAUCACGUAGAGCGAGAGAUCAGAACCCGGGAGAUCGCCAUGGAGAACCAGGUGGCUCAUGAAUACAAGCUGAAGGCCAUUGAGAACGGGCAACCUGACCAUAAAGCCCAACUGGAGGAACUCUCUUUAGCACUGGGCGAGGUGUCUAACGGAUCCAGUGGCAUGAAGCCAGCCAGUAAUAUGGGCGGAUCUAUGCUCUCGCUGACCAAUAAGACGUCUUCUCUCAGCCUCUGUUCUGCUGACCAAGCAGCGAGUAGCGCAGACCUUCAAAAGAAUGGUGUUGUUCACUCUUGCUCUUAAGAGUGUAUGUAUACACACACACACACACACAGACAACCUCUCCAGAGGUCAAUACUCCUCCUCGGAGGGCUUUGAAAUCCAUCUCUUGACCAAUUGGAGCAUUUCAAGAGAUUUUUUUAAUAUUCAGAUUAAGCUGAUAUGAGGGACACACACUUACACACACACACACACACUCACCUGCAUGCUGCUUCGUGCAUGCACCGACACAAACUUAUCUGUUGUUUUAUUUAGAAAAAUGAGCAGUAUCUGCCGUGAUAUACAUUUUCUUUCUUUUUGUUCUGUGAAUGAGCUUUUCGUUUUAAUGACUUCUGAUUGCCUGGAAACCAGGGCAUCUGAACAAUGCUUACUUUGUUGUUUUUCCCCUGAGUAUAUCAAGAAAGAACAGUCAACCCAAAGCUAGUACUGACAGAACGACUCGAACCAGUGGAAUCUAGUGUGGUCAAAAGUAUCGAGUUCAGUACUGAAAUUUUAAAAAUACCAAUUUCCAGCAAACAUUUGAUUGGUCGUUGUGUUCACAUGCUCAACAGAAAGGACUGUGAUUGGCUAUGAAGGUAAUCAGUUAACCAGUCUUCAUCACUGUUUACCCAUAUACACCGAUACUGACACUGGAGCGAUUUAAAGUCGCGUCGAUCUAUCAGCGGAUUGCUCAUAUGUCAGCUCAUAUGUUGUUACCCAUAUACACAGAUACUGACACUGGAGCUUUUUAAAGUCGCAUCGAUCAGUCGAUCUAUCAGCAGAUUGCUCAUAUGUCAGCUUAUAGACAGAUCAGCUGAUAGACACGACAUUGAAAUCUCCAGUGUUUAUAUAUCUGUGUUUACACUCAGUAAACUGAUGACCUUCAUGGCCAAUCACAGUCAUUUCUGUUGAGCACGUGAACACACUGAACAAUCAGCGGUGUUUGAAAAUACACUCAAAUGUUUGCAGGAAAUAGAACAUUUGAAAUUUCAGUACCGAAUUCGAUAUUUCCGACAACACUGGUGCAAUCAAAACCAGAAUUGAGCGCACUCAAUUUUUAGUGGCGACGGUGCUGUCGAAACAUUUGACUCCCUGGAUCUCUGCAGCCUUGAAUAUGAUCUGACUCACCAGGUUUAAAGUAGCACGGAGAACCUUUUAUGAAUCCAUUUUUAUGGACCGUUAACGCGGCUCUCCCCACAUGACACUCGACCGUGGCAGUAUGUUGCUGUAAGGUUAUUUCGAUUGAGCUCUGGAAGACACAAGGGAGAAAAGACAUGCCUAUCUCU
Messenger RNA from Danio aesculapii, 4901 nucleotides. It is a transcript of the gene rc3h1b, whose product is annotated as ring finger and CCCH-type domains 1b. The record is from RefSeq and is a predicted model, not a curated record. Gene Ontology annotation, molecular function: metal ion binding. The transcript is spliced from 19 exons. The coding region runs from base 364 to 3660 and encodes 1098 amino acids. Lineage: Eukaryota; Metazoa; Chordata; Actinopteri; Cypriniformes; Danionidae.